AUGGUUCUAAAAGACUAUGGAGUAGUCGAUCACAAAGCUGAGUUUAGUUAUCUACCGAGUGAUUUGAUUGAUACUGUAGGCUCUCCACCAGUGAGUAUCGCUAAUGAUCGUCAGCUCAAAAAUUUUGUUGGGUACUCUAGGAAUAAAACAUCGGUAAAUCUGUGUGUGACAUUCACUGCAUACGCUGAACAUCCUGAGAUUCCGAUUAACAUCGAAUUGAUGAAGAAAGCCUCUGAUUCAAGCUGUAUGAAAAACGAUCAGGUUGUGAAGUCAGGUGAUGAUGAUAUUAGAGGCAUUGGCCAUAAAGUUGAGGAAGAGUUUGAUGAACCCGUUAUAGUUGACAAAAAAGUUGAUGGUGAGCAGAACGUUCGGCUUAACUUGCUUGAUGUCGUAAAGAAGGAUCAAAUUUUUAGAAGCAAAACAGAGUUGAAGGCUUCUUUGAAAAUUUCUGCGAUGAAGUAUAAUUUUGACUACAACGUACUGGAAUCAACCAAACGUGUGUGGUGUAUCCGCUGCAAAGAGAAGUCAUACAACUGGCGUAUUCGUGCACAGCGUCUUGAAGGGUCAGAGUAUUCAGAAUCAAUAAGACCUAGCCCUAGAGAAAUAAUUCAUUUUAUUCGUACCGAGCAUGGAUGUGACAUCUCUUACGACCAUGCUUGGGAAGCACGUGAGUAUGCGAUUAGUAUUGUUCGAGGCAUUCCCGGGAAAAGCUAUGCCAAAAUUCCUAAAUAUUUGCACAUGCUGAAAGAAGCGAAUCCAGGGACCCAUACGCAGUAUGAAACUGACAUUACAGGACGUUUCAAGUUUCUGUUCCUCUCUUUCGGUCAAUCAGUACGAGGUUUUUACAAAGCUAUUCGCAGAGUGAUUGUUGUAGAUGGGACAUUUUUGAAAAAUAAAUAUAAAGGAGUUUUGCUCGUUGCUACAGCAUUAGAUGGCAACUCGAACUUAUAUCCGAUCGCAUUUGGGGUUGUCGAUUCAGAUAACGACCUGUCUUGGGAGUGGUUUAUGAGGCAACUAAAAGUUGUCAUUGCGGAUGAGGUGCGUUUGGCUUUUGUGUCAGAUAGAAAUGUUUCUGUAAUUAAAGCACUUGAGAAAGUGUACCCACAAUCUAGCCAUGGUAUCUGUAUCCACCACUUGCUGAAUAAUGUGAUAACAUUUUUCAAGACACAAGGUUUGACUGGUUUGAUUGCGAAGGCUUCUAAAGAGUACAGAGUUUCUGCUUUUGAUACCAAGUUUGCUGCCAUUUGUUAUAUUAGUCCAGCUGUUGGAAAGUAUCUUCAGGACGCUGGUGUUGAGAAAUGGGCACGAUGCAAAUUCCCCGGAUUUAGGUACGAUGUUAGAACCACUAACCCAGCUGAGUCGAUAAAUAAUAAAUUGCUAACUCCUAGAGAGUACCCAGUUAUUCCUCUACUCGACAGCAUCAGAGAAAUGUUAACCAAUUGGUUUUUUGAGAGUAAAAAACUUAGCUCAAAGCAUCAGGCUCCUCUAACAGUUGAGGUUGAGACAAAGAUCGAGAGAAGGAUUGAUAAGGGUAAAACAUUCAUUGUUUACCCAGUUAGCCAGGAUCGAGUUUUGGUCAGAGCGUUUUCUGUGAACCAGCAGAUACACACUCCCACCGAUCAUUAUUACACUACUGAGGCAUGGAGAACAGCUUAUGAGGAAUGCAUUAAUCCAAUUACAGGUCCUGAGGAUGAUUGGUGUGUCCCUGAUCAUGUUGAACAUGCCAAAGUUGUAGAACCGGAAUCGCGACGAGCAGCUGGACACAGGAAAAAACGACGAUACGAAAGUGUGGAAGACAAGAUACGAGCGUUCCAAGGAUCACAACGGUCUAAGAAGCACAAGUGCAGUCGCUGUGGUAUCAAAAGACAUAAGAGAGGGACAUGUGACAUGCCAAUAUAG
Molecule: messenger RNA, 1899 nt
Organism: Eutrema salsugineum
Lineage: Eukaryota; Viridiplantae; Streptophyta; Magnoliopsida; Brassicales; Brassicaceae
Exons: 3
Coding region: 1-1899 (632 amino acids)
Source: RefSeq, a predicted model, not a curated record